AUGGUUGUCCUCGCCGCGUCGAUCUGCACCAAGGGCGGCAAAGCCGUCAUCUCGCGCCAGUUUCGCGAGAUGACUCGCACGCGCAUCGAAUCUUUACUUGCGUCGUUCCCCAAACUCAUCCCGACGAACACGCAACAUACUUCCGUCGAGACGCCGGACGUCCGCUAUGUCUACCAGCCGCUGGAGGAUCUGUAUAUCGUCCUGAUCACCAACAAAGCCUCGAAUAUCUUGCAAGAUAUAGAGACACUGCACUUGUUCGCCCGCGUCGUCUCUGAUAUGUGCCGAAGUGCCGACCAGCGCGAGAUUCUCAAGAUGUCCUUCGAGUUGCUUGGCGCGUUCGACGAGAUCGUCAGCUUGGGCUUCAGGGAGCCGGUCAACUUGAUGCAGGUGCAGAGCGUGCUUGCGAUGGAGUCGCACGAGGAGAAGAUCCAGGAGAUCAUCGCGCGCAACAAGGAGGCAGAAGCUAAGGAGGAGCUCAAGCGUCGCGCAAAGCAGCUCGAGAUGCAGCGCCGCGAGCAACAGAAGCGCGCACAGCAGGGCCUCGGUGGCGGCCAUUCAGGCGGUUUUGGCGGUGGUCCCACCGGAUACUCUCCAGUUUCGCGCUUCGAAGCACCUUCGCCCGUUCCCGCACGAAAUGCGUCGCCAGCACCGACCUCUGUUCGCACGCCCGCGUUCAAGGGUAGCGGCAUGAAGCUCGGUAGCAAAAAGACAAAGCAGGCCGAGUUACUGGACGCGUUGGGAAGCGAGCCUUUGCUUUCGGAAGAGAUGUCUGCACCUCCAACACCGGCGCCUGUCCAGACCACCACUCCCACGCUUGCUCAGAAGGAUGCUCGUGGAAACUUGCCACCUGUCACACCCGAAGCCGUCCACGUCCUUAUCAAAGAGACGCUCUCUCUCACCCUCGACCGCGAAGGUGGCGUCGAGUCUAUGGAACUCAAGGGCGACAUGAACCUCAACAUCACCGACUCGGCGUUCACUAAGGUCAAGCUCAGCCUAGCACCACCUUCCGUCGACUUUGGCUCCGAAUUACAGUACAAGCAACAUCCAAAUGUCGCGAAAUUUGCUGCGAACAAGGACAGAGUUGUUGCCCUCAAGGAUCCAUCGCGCGACUUCCCUCUUAACCAGUCUCUGGGUGUCCUCAAGUGGCGCUACGCUGGCAGGGAUGAGAGCUACGUUCCCUUGACUAUCAACUGCUGGCCGACUCCAUCAAAUGCUGGAACAUGUGAUGUCAAUAUCGAGUACGAGCUGGAGAACGAGGGCGUCAACCUCUAUGACGUGGUCAUCUCUAUCCCUCUCCCGGCCGGCUCCUACCCGACUGUCAACUCGCAUACAGGCGAGUGGCAACUCAACCCCUCAAGUCAUUCCCUGGACUGGCAAAUCGCGCUCAUCACGCCUGAAGACCGUUCUGGUACUCUUGAAUUUACGAUCGACGGCGACGAUGUGGGUAUGUUCUUCCCGGUGCGGGUCAGCUUCAUUGGUCAGGGCUCCAUCGCGGGUGUGCGCCUUGCUGGUAUCACACGCGUAGACUCAGGCGAGGACGUAGUGUACUCAGAGGAUGCCUCGGUGGUUGCUCAGAACUAUCUUGUCGUGUAA
This is a messenger RNA of Peniophora sp. CBMAI 1063, 1593 nucleotides long. Lineage: Eukaryota; Fungi; Basidiomycota; Agaricomycetes; Russulales; Peniophoraceae. The record is from the annotation of a GenBank genome assembly.